CUCAUCUUGGUUGAAGACCAUUCAACCAGCUGUAAUUAUCUGUUAGUCACCAUUCUAGAGAUAUGGCUAAUUACUUUUAAUUAAAAGUAAUAUUUGAUACAGCUCUUCUAUCUGUGCUGGGAAUUGUUUUAAACUUAUUAUAUGCUUACCACCAAUUUUCUGCAAUACAGCUUAGGGAGGAGGAAUUUGCACUGCACUGGUCGAUAGCAACAGGUCUUAAGAGUAUUAAGGAUGAAAUUCUCAAGAGUCUUUAUGUCAUGGAUGGAAAUGGAAUCAUUACUGUAUUUUUGAACUCCUGCUAACGUCAUUGGCACCCACCUACAGCCCACUAGAAAUAUAAGUGCAGAGAUCAGUUUGUUCACAGAUUACAAGGAGACUAACCAAGAAGGGGCAAGCCAGAGCCAAAUUCACUGAUAGUCUGUUCAUCUCUUCAACAUGUGGAAAGUGGUGCUCCUGGGUCUAUAUACGGUGUUGGCUGUGAGAGGAUUGGCAAAGGGUGCUCCUUUCCAACCAGAAGAAAAAUGGAAACCUCUGGACAACCCUAGAAACAGAGACCUGUUUUUCAGAACGCUCCAGGCUUAUUUUUCGGGCAGGGGUCUUGAUCUCAGAAAGUUCCCAGCUACUUUCACUAUGAACAAUGAAGGACCAAGGCCUGUCAUGUUCUACUCAGAUCCUAUUGCUUCUGCAUUUGCAGAUUAUGAAGAAAGGAAAAAUUCUUUUCCAAAUUAUUUCAAAGGCUGAAAGAUGCUGCUGACCAAGGCAUUAACUUUUGAACUUCAUGCGAAGUGGUAACCUUCACAGCAAAAUAUUACUGCUUUGACUUCGUAACAGUUACCUGACAAUUUAAAAUUUUCCUCGCUAUCACAGUUUUCGCCUAUGGAAUAUCAUAUCAUGCUGUAAUUAGCACAUUUGCUGUCUAUUGACAAACGCGUUAUGUUUGGCUACUGCAGUUUGCCUAGCAGAAUUGUGUUUGUUUGAGCGUGAAUAAAUGAGGAGUGCA
Gymnogyps californianus (California condor) is the source of this 1000-nucleotide messenger RNA. RefSeq names its product chromosome 7 C2orf66 homolog (gene C7H2orf66). Lineage: Eukaryota; Metazoa; Chordata; Aves; Accipitriformes; Cathartidae. The transcript is spliced from 4 exons. Bases 436 to 741 code for a protein of 101 amino acids. The record is from RefSeq and is a predicted model, not a curated record.